Messenger RNA from Camelus dromedarius (Arabian camel), 1319 nucleotides. It is a transcript of the gene ZNF620, whose product is annotated as zinc finger protein 620. Bases 48 to 1319 code for a protein of 423 amino acids. Lineage: Eukaryota; Metazoa; Chordata; Mammalia; Artiodactyla; Camelidae. The transcript is spliced from 5 exons. Gene Ontology annotation, biological process: regulation of DNA-templated transcription. The record is from RefSeq and is a predicted model, not a curated record.
UGCGUGUAAGGACCCAGAGGGCAGUGUGCGAAGCAGAGACGCCUGCCAUGCUCCAGAUCACCUGGCGCCCGGAGCGGGUGACCUUUGAAGAUGUGGCUGUGUACUUCACCCAGAAUGAAUGGGGCAUCCUGGCCCCUGCACAGAGGGCCCUGUACAGGGAGGUGAUGCUGGAGAAUUACGCAAACGUGGCUUCCCUGGCUUUUUCGUUCACCAGACCUGUUCUGGUCUCUCAGCUGGAGCGAGGGGAACGGCCAUGGGGCCUUGAUCCCUGGGAAGCUGUGGGCAGGGAGGCCCUUGGAGGAGUCUGUCCGGUGGGGGAGAUCAGAACUGACAAGGAAGAAUCAACUCCUCAGGAACACAUUUCCAAAGAAGUGGAAUCCCACAGACUGACAGUCAGAGGGCCGCCAGGGAACGUGCCCCAGGACCUGGACUUUGGGAGAUGCCAGGAGCAGCAGCACAGCCAAUGGAUACUUAAGAAGACAGAGUCAAAGAGGAGAGAUUAUACAGACGCAUCAACCAGGCAUCAGGAGGCCUGGGCCAUCAAGAGCAGGGAGAAGCGUGAGAAAUGGGGAAAAAACAUUAGUGUUAGCGCACAACUCUCUCCUAACCAGACAAUUCCUAGUGAUCGGAUAUCUUAUAAAUGUGGAAAAUGUGACAGAGACUUCACUCAAAUGGCGGACUUCCACCAACAUCAGAGCCGUCACACUGGUGAAAAGUCUUUUGAAUGCAAAGACUGCGGAAAAGACUUCAGGUAUAACUCCUUACUUCUCCGGCAUCAGAUAACCCACACUGGAAAGAAACCAUUUAAAUGCAAAGAAUGUGGGAAAGGUCUGAGUUCAGACACAGCCUUGAUUCAGCAUCAGAGAAUCCAUACCGGAGAAAAGCCCUACGAGUGUCAGGAGUGUGGCAAGGCCUUCAGCAGCAGCUCUGUCUUCCUCCAGCACCAGAGGUUCCACACUGGGGAGAAACUCCAUGAAUGCAACGCAUGCUGGAAAACUUUCAGCUGUAGCUCAAGUUUCAUCGUCCAUCAGCGAAUGCACACCGGGGAGAAACCCUAUGAAUGUAAAGAGUGUGGGAAGCGAUUAAGUUCCAACACAGCCCUGACUCAGCAUCAGCGAAUCCACACCGGGGAGAAACCUUUUGAAUGUAAGGAGUGUGGGAAGGCCUUCAAUCAGAAAAUCACCCUGGUUCAGCAUGAGCGCGUCCACACUGGCGAGAAACCUUAUGAGUGUAAGGUGUGUGGGAAAACCUUUAGCUGGUGUGGAAGAUUCAUUCUGCAUCAGAAAUUGCACACACAGAAGACAUCUGUCCCGGAGUAA